Molecule: messenger RNA, 2135 nt
Organism: Drosophila mojavensis
Lineage: Eukaryota; Metazoa; Arthropoda; Insecta; Diptera; Drosophilidae
Gene: Hap40
Exons: 2
Coding region: 344-1405 (353 amino acids)
Biological process (GO): vesicle cytoskeletal trafficking
Cellular component (GO): early endosome
Molecular function (GO): protein binding
Source: RefSeq, a predicted model, not a curated record
AGUGCACAAAUUGUAUCUUGCGUAGCUUGCGACAGAAUUCACGCUUGGAUUGUGAACGAACAUUGAAUUCCGAAAUGUACUCAUAAAGUCGUUGCGUGGUUACUAAUAAAUACGAUUCCUGGGCAUAUCAAAUGAAAUAAUCAACAAGUUGUGACGCCACACACGUGUGAUAAAAGUCAACCUGUGCCUGCUUUCCAUUCUGCAUAAUUUAUCAACGCUUGCUAUGUACCAUUGUACAGCACUUGCAAGGCUGUUACUAUUUUUUGUUUUUCUUUUGACAAGUUAAUUUGAUACAAAGAUCAGAAUGUAUAAUGUAUAAGCACUUGAAUAAUAUCUAAAAAUCAUGGAGAAACUACGCAACAAUAACACUGCCAACGCACAGCCGGCAGAGCAACAACAACAUCAUCAUCACCACCACCAUCAUCACCAUCACCAUCAACACCAACAACAGCUACAGCUCGACCAAUACCCAAAGAAUCCAAUUGAACAAUAUCUUCGCGCCUCAACAAAAAUAAAGAAAAUCGAACGUGUAGUAUUCUUCAAGCGCUUUGCACCAAACGUGGCCGAUGUCCAGGCAGACUUCCAGCGUUUGGCCUACAACUUCGAGGAGUCGGGUAUCAUGCAAUAUGCGGCCAUGUGUCACAUUGGCUAUGCCAAAUGUGAGUCAUACGGCGGAUCACCUCAGCGCGAGGCUGAGGCAUAUGUACGUGCCGCACGUGCCUUUCUCUUAGCACACAACGAAUUCCGGCAGCUGCACCUGCGAAGCGGUCAGAAUGGUUUCCGCGAGGGCGCGCUCCAUUGCUACAACAAGGCAGCCGAGCAUGUGGCCGACAGUGGAGUCUUCAAAGCAGGAGUGCUGCGCGAGCUGAAGCAUCUCAAACGCAAAUUGGAACGCACAAGCAGCUUUGCCUCGCCUACUCAUCAGAUCAACGAUCUGGAGAUUAGCGCCGAGAUGAGUAUGCAGCGUGAGGACUACCGCGGCGCUUUGCUUCACUUGGAUGACAUUGUGGACAACAUCUAUGAGCGGCGCAAGGCCUCGAUGUACGGCGAACUGUUGCGACGCGUCGAAGUGCUGCGUCUUCUAUUGCUAGUCCAUCUCAACUUGCCGCCAGCACGCCAAUCCCCCGCACACAUCAAACUGAUUGAAUACUACUACACACUCGCCCAGUAUGAGACUCCAUCGCAGCUGAUUCACGCCGCCAAUCAGCCGACUGAGCGUGCCGGCGCCUCGGUGCCAAUACAGCAACAGUAUGGCCUGGCGGAGAUCGUCUGUGCCUGGGUCGAGCGAAACAUGUGUGAUCUCAAGCAUCUGCUGCGUGACUUUGGCGCCGACAACAUUUCGAUUAGUCAACAGGAGCGCCAGCUCCUUAAGACUAUUUAUUCCGAGCUAUCAAAGAUCUACUAGACCUACCUACCUUUUUCCUACAUUCCUUCGUUCAUCCGUUCAUUAUCCUUUCUCUUCCUGCCAGCACACGGACAAAAGCAGCGACAGCUGGUGCAUUUAUCUCUUCCGUAUUAUCAGCUGUUCGAUCUUAUUUGCACAUCACAUUUUACAUUCUUAACUUUUCCAGUUCCUCUUAGCCGUUCCAGAACCGCACUAGUUCGAUUUGUUAAGGAUCAGCGAGAGCAGCGAGAUGUACUAAACAAUAGAUUUUCAGUUGCGAAUUGUUAAAGAUCGUUUGUGUUUGAGCAGCCUCCCCUCAAAUCUCACCUCACAUCACUUCAUCUUUUAUUACCCAUACACUUAGCUAUCAGUCAACUCCAACGUUCAACGCCUGGAGCGAACGACGACACACACACUCUCACACACACACAAACAAAUUUGUAACAUACGAAACGAACAGAAAAAUGCAAGUGCAAAUUUAUAAUAUAUAUGUGUGUAUAUGCAUAUAUAUGAAUGUGAAUAUAGAUGUAUCAAAAUAUGUAUGUAUGUAUAUUAAUAUAAAUAUAUAGUGUGUAGCAUAUGCAAUAUCGAGAGUCUACCAAUAAAACUUGUCAACGUGCCUACACGAAUAACGCGAACGUAUAAACGAUAUUAGCUUAUAGUAGUAAUAUAAUAAAUUAAUUGUAAUAUGCAUAAAAACAAAUAACUAUGUAUACAACUCUCGAGUACAAUAAAGCGAAAGAAAACAGAA